AUGAUUAAAAUAAAUGUAGGAGUGUAGUAAUUGGGGAUAAUUCAAUCUAUAGAAUUAUAUCCUUAUUAAAAAGGUACAAAUAUAUUGCAGUAAUUGUUUAAUAAAUUGAGUUUUAAUUUGGAUAUAAGAAAGAAUAUAUAGAGUACUAUAAAGAUUGAUAAUGUUGAGGUGGAUAUUAAUAAAACAAUUGAGAUUCUUGAGAUUAACAAUUACUCAUAAGUAGAGGUAUUUUUAUCUAAAAGAAUAAUAAUUGAAUGUGAUCAUGAACAUUUAGGUUCAAUAAAAUAUAAUACAGACGUAUUUGAUUAAGUCAAUUUGUUUAGAAUUUAUUUGGUUAAAAAUUUUAUCAAAAUUAAUUCAUGUGAGAUACUAAUAAUCAACUAAGAAGAUGGAACUUUAUUUUAGAAUGAAUCUUGGGGUAAAUAUGGAGUUUAUUAAAAUAUUAAAGUUAGAAUUCAAAUAACAAAAUAAUAAAAAAUCAUAUUUAAUUAAGUAAUUAAAGAAAUAAAAAUCGAUAUUUUCUAACCUGUUGCUAAAUUCAUUCAUUAAUUUAAGAAUGAAUAGAAUAUUGAAGAUGAUAUCAUUAUUUUUAAAUAAUAAUAAAAAUAAAUAAAUCCUGAUAGCAUAUAUAUGAAUUUAAAUCUUUCGUAAGAAUAACCAUGGGAAGCAGAGAUUUAAAAGGAUUUCAUUUUUUAAAUAUAAUUUGAAUAAUAUAAUAAAUAGAUUACUGUAUCUUAAAAUAUAGAAGUAUUUGAUUUGAUAGGCAUAAUGAGAUAGUAAUUUAAAAUAGAAAAUACAAUUCCAUUAAAAUUGGAGUACAAACUUAAUAAAUAAAAAUUAGAUAUAGAUAAUACAAUUAAAUAGGAAUGUGUUCCAACAUGUAGUCAAUUAAUUCUUAUAAAAGAGCCAUCUGAUAAUAAGAUUAAUGUAUUAUUACUUAAUUAAAAAACUCAUAUUAAAUAAUUGGAGAGAGUGGCUAUUAAUUCAAUUUUAGGUGAUUUGGAUGUCUUAAUAAAUUAUGAUAAAAAUACUGAAUGUAUUUAAUAUUAUGUUGGAGAAUAAAUGAAAGAUAAAAAAUAAAAUUUGUAAUAACUUAAUUUGAAAUCAGAAUGUGUAAUUAAGUAUUUGAUAGAGAAUAAAUAAAAAGUGGAAUAAUUUGAAAAAUAGAAAAUAGUUUAAAUUUAAUUAGUUCGUGAACCAAGUGAAGAGAAUUCAUAAAUCAAAGUCAUUUUUGAAAAUAUGUACACUAAGUAAUCAAAAUAAAUUAUGAUUUCAUCUACUUGUUUCAUUAAUGAUGGUUUAUAAUAAGUUCUUUAGAAUGAAAUGAUAAAAGAUACAAGUUAUUAUUAGGUUUAUUUUGAUUAAUAAAAACUUUAUCUUCAAGCAAGAUUCAAUUAAUUUAACAUAAUUUCUAAUUCUAAAUUAUCAUAUUUUACAGAAUUUGUUAUUUUUUCAGCAUUUGUUUAAGGUUAAGAUUUAGAAUUAAUUGUGGAUUAAAAUCUUUCUAUUUUACAAAUUGAAUAAUAAUUUAAAAAAUAGCAUAAAAUUAAUUAAUAACUAUUUCUCAAAAUAGAGAGAUUAUAAGAUAAAAAUUUAUCAUUAAAAUAACUUUUAUAGAAACAUAAAAAUUUCCAAUUUGUAUUUCAAGUUUCAAGUGAUAUAUUUAUUUAAGACAAUUAAAUAAAUUUAUGUAUAUUUCUUAACGAAAUUAAUAGUCAAAUUUAAUUACAGAUGUAAAAUGAUGAAAGAGGUUUGGAUAUUUGUUAAAAAAUAAAAUACAAUUAUAAAUUACCAAGAAAUUAAGUAAUAUAAUUAUAUAUUGGUGAAAGAUUAGUAAAUUAUAAUGAAACAGUUUCUUUAAUUAAAAAUGAAAUCAUUAUAAAGAAUCAUUAAUUGAGAGCUCAAUUUAUAUAUUUCUUAAGUUUGUAAUUUGUAAGUUCAUGUGGUUUAGUAUAAAAGAUAGUUAAGGCACAAUUAGAGGAUACUAUGGAGUAAACAAUAAUUAAUAAUUCAAUAAAUGGGUAUAACUUUAUUUGUAAACAAUAACUCUUAGAUAUCCAAUAAAAAAUAAAAGAAUUGCCUAUAGAAAACAAUGCAAUAAUAAAGUUUCAAUCUAAUUAAAUAAUAUUGAAUUUUUAAAAUGAUCAAACUGGAGAAUAACAUAAAAUAUUAACAUAUUAGGAUGAAAGCUUUGAAAAAAUCAUUAAUAAUUUAGGUGUCAGAAUAAAUCAACUUAUGUAUUAGAAUUAAGUUUUGGAUUUGACAUCAAAGAUCAAGAGUAUAAAUUAUAAUCCUAAUGAAAAUAUAAUAUAUAAUGAAUAACCCAAUUAUCAUGAGCCAUCUGAUGUCAUUUAAUAACCUUAAUAAGUUAAAGUGACUGUAAUAAUAGGAGAUAAGAAUUUAACAUAUUGUGUAAGUCCUAGUAUGUAGCUUAGUCAAUUAAAAAAAGAUGUUCAUAGUAAAAUGUAAAAAAAUCCUGAUGCUCUAUCAAAGUAUGCAUUAAAAUAUUAGGGUUAAUUUAUAGAUGACCAAAAACAACUAUCAUCAUUUGGUAAAGCUAACCUUGAAUUUCAAUAUACACAAUUGUAUCAUUCAUGA
Messenger RNA from Paramecium pentaurelia, 2598 nucleotides. The record is from the annotation of a GenBank genome assembly. NCBI's taxonomy places the organism in Eukaryota, Ciliophora, Oligohymenophorea, Peniculida, Parameciidae.